AUGACAACUGAAACAACAACUAUGCCAACUGAAACAACAACUAUGCCAACUGAAACAACAACUAUGCCAACUGAAACAACGAAUAUCGCAACUGAAACAGCGAAUAUAUCAACAAAAACAAUGGAUGUAUCAAAAACAUACAAAGGAACAAUCGUUAAAUAUAUUAAUCAACGUAAUUUUGGUUUCAUAAAAAUUUCUAAUAUUGAAAAAACAGCGCGUAAAGAAAUUUUCUUUCAUAAAUCCAACAUAAUUAAAAACAAUUUUAAACCUGAAAUACAACCAGGUGAUAAAUGUCAGUUCGAAGUUAGCCCAGGUAAUUAUUUUUAUUUUAACAUAUUUUAUAAAUUAUUAUUUACAAAAGGAAUAAAAGGAGAUACUGCUACGAAUAUAGUCAUUAAUUAUCGUCCAAUACCUAAAAUUAAUAAAAUUAAAAAAACUAAUAAUACAACAGAUGAAAAUAAUGCACAAGCAGCAUUAUUUACCAAAACAAUGUUGGAUUUCUUUCGAGCAGCAGCAACUGCAAGCAAAUAA
Molecule: messenger RNA, 531 nt
Organism: Rotaria sp. Silwood2
Lineage: Eukaryota; Metazoa; Rotifera; Eurotatoria; Philodinida; Philodinidae
Source: the annotation of a GenBank genome assembly